AUGGCAUCCAUUUGCAAACCAAAAUACCCUCGCGCGAGAGGUGUUGAUGCAGCUGACUUGAUCUCAUUCAUGUUGGAGCUUAGUUUUCAUGUCAUUGGGGAGGCAUAUAAUAUAAACACAGUGACUAAUUUUCAAAGGAACAUAAUUAAGGACCUAGCAGACCUUGGACUGGUCAAACUUCAACAGGGAAGGAAAGAAAGUUCGUUCAUACCAACGAAAUUGGCAACCAAUCUUUCAGUGAGCUUGUCUGAUUUAACAUCUAGAAAACAGGGAUUUGUGGUUGUGGAAACAAAUUUUAGAGUUUAUGCAUACUCAUCUUCAAAAUUACAUUGUGAGAUAUUGCGGCUGUUCUCAAGGAUAGAGUAUACACUUCCAAAUCUUAUUGUUGGAGCUAUUACAAAAGAAAGCUUGUAUAACGCUUUUGAAAAUGGCAUUACAGCAGAUCAGAUAAUCAGUUUUCUUCAGCAGAAUGCUCGUGCUCGAGUUGCAGAGAGGAUACCAUCUGUGCCUGAAAAUGUCACAGAUCAGAUUAGACUGUGGGAAUCAGAUCUAAACAGAGUUGAGAUGACAGAAGAAUAUUUAUAUAUAAGGGUUAUUUUGUAA
This is a messenger RNA of Gastrolobium bilobum, 603 nucleotides long. RefSeq names its product general transcription and DNA repair factor IIH subunit TFB2-like. Gene Ontology annotation, biological process: nucleotide-excision repair. The record is from RefSeq and is a predicted model, not a curated record. The coding region runs from base 1 to 603 and encodes 200 amino acids. Lineage: Eukaryota; Viridiplantae; Streptophyta; Magnoliopsida; Fabales; Fabaceae. The transcript has a single exon. Gene Ontology annotation, molecular function: ATPase activator activity; double-stranded DNA binding. Gene Ontology annotation, cellular component: transcription factor TFIIH core complex; transcription factor TFIIH holo complex.